AUAUUAUGCCGAAGAAAAAAAAAAAGGGAGAUAAAGAAAAAAAAGUACGAAAAAAAUCAAGCAUCAGCGAACGUGACACUGUAUUUUUUGAGCAACAGAUUGUUGACAAUAAUCGAAUCUUAGCUAGAGUCCGUGGUCGUAAUGAAUUUCUCGAGGCUGAAACUGAGACGCUAAAAGGCAAACUAAGCCAACUGGAAGAAGACCGCUCUGAUGUAAUUGCUCAUUUGAAGAGAAUUUUACACCAAAAGACUGAAGAAGCACGAGAGUUGAGCGAACGGCUCUUGGCUAUGGAGGAAUUACGUAAAGAGGAACAAAAUCAAUUUAAAACUAAAGAAAAUAACAUGUUACAAGACUAUCAUAAUAUGGAAACUACUCUUAACGCUGAAGUUAAAUUAGUUGCUGGAAAAUUAAAUGCAUUAGAGGAAUGGAGAAAUGCGCGUGCUGAAUUAACUCAAAAGUUUGAAAUACAGGAGCAACAAAUGGCUGAACAAGAGCAACGACAUGCUGAAACUCUCUACGAAACUGAAAAGUCAUUAAUUAUUGGUAAAGCCAAGAUGCAAAAAGAAACAGAAGAACGUUUAAAUGAGCUUGCAUUAAAAUUUCAAGAAGCAACAAAUCUCCGUAUUGCUGACGCAACACAUCGAGCAGUUCGAGAAAAUGUAGCUCUGCAUUUGGAAUUAGACAAAAUGUUGAAAGUUUGUGAGGAACUGGAAGAUAAGACACAGACUUAUAAAGAUAAAGAGGAGAAUGCACGUCUACGUGCAUCUUUGUUUGAAAAGGAAGCACAGAUUGCUCUCAAUAAAGUUCUCGAGAGGAAUAAAAUUAUACAGUCUUUGCUAGAGGAGCAUUUAAGCAUGUCACGGGUGAGGACUAAUAAUAUGCGGAUAAGAUCUCAGGCUGCGAGCAAAGAGGAACUUGUGAAAUUGUAUGAGGAUCAGUAUAGUGAUGAUUUGAAGAAAAAAGAAAAAAUAGAAAAAAAUAUUAUAGAAGCUGAAGAUUCGAGGAGAAGUAUUUUGGAACAAGUUCAAAUUGAUAAUAGACGGAUGAAAAAACUUGGGGAGCUUUUGGAGACUGUUAGAAAUUUAAUUACUGAAUUGACGGUAAAAACUAAAUCUGUUGAUUGUAAAGUUUGUGAAGUCGAUGAAAGUUUUAAAGAAAAACUUAUGAGUAUUUAUAAAUUGUUAGAAAAAUUAAAUGCUUCCACUGAAAUAAUAUCUGAAUAA
Messenger RNA from Cotesia congregata, 1223 nucleotides. The record is from the annotation of a GenBank genome assembly. NCBI's taxonomy places the organism in Eukaryota, Metazoa, Arthropoda, Insecta, Hymenoptera, Braconidae.